Durio zibethinus is the source of this 558-nucleotide messenger RNA. RefSeq names its product inactive protein RESTRICTED TEV MOVEMENT 2-like. Lineage: Eukaryota; Viridiplantae; Streptophyta; Magnoliopsida; Malvales; Malvaceae. The record is from RefSeq and is a predicted model, not a curated record. Gene Ontology annotation, biological process: cellular response to heat.
UUAAAAGAAGAAGAAACAAAAAUAAGAUGCAGCCUCCCAUGGAAACCUCUUAUGAAGAUUUUGAGCCCUUCUGCAAAUGGCGAAGGGAGCAUAAGUGUGACACACUUGAGGUACAUCUUCCCGGAUUUAAAAGGCAGCAAUUGAAAGUUCAACUUAGCAGUUCUGGGGUCUUAAACAUCACUGGAGAACGUCAAUCGGAUGAGGAUAAAAUGAAAAGAAGCCGAUUCCGGAAAGAAUUUCCACUUUCGGAGAAUUGUCAACCAAACCAAAUUCACGCAAAGUUCUCUAAUGGCAUUCUUUACCUGGCAAUGCCUAAGGAAAUUUCCAACAUUUCAGGUGCUGGUGGAAAUGUUAGUUCAGGCAAUCGUAAUAAAAAGAUAGCUAUGGAAAUCAUAGUAGCAAUUUCCUUGGCAAUGGCUGCUGGAGCUUAUGUAAUCAAAUAUUGCCAAUGUUCUCAUCUUUGGAACUAAUACUUUGUAAUUUCAACAUGAAUAAAAAUGAAACAUUUAUAAGUUGAACUUAUUGUUUGCGAAUUUAAUUAUCUCCUGUUUUCUCUAA